This is a messenger RNA of Trachymyrmex septentrionalis, 1322 nucleotides long. RefSeq names its product 17-beta-hydroxysteroid dehydrogenase 13-like. Lineage: Eukaryota; Metazoa; Arthropoda; Insecta; Hymenoptera; Formicidae. Bases 405 to 1322 code for a protein of 305 amino acids. The transcript has 9 exons. Gene Ontology annotation, cellular component: lipid droplet. The record is from RefSeq and is a predicted model, not a curated record. Gene Ontology annotation, molecular function: oxidoreductase activity, acting on the CH-OH group of donors, NAD or NADP as acceptor.
UAAACACAUUGCGAAAGCCUUAUAAACACGGCCCUGAGAACAAGUUUAAGAUUUCGCCGACAGUUCGUUCCUGGAUAUCUGCCAGGACACAUAUAUCUUACAUCUAUACAGUUAAUUUAAAUUUAUCUUUGCUUUUAUUCGAUAAUUGAUCUCGUGCUGGACUUUGCUUGAAUGGGGGGAAAAACAAAUACAUUUAAAUAUAAAUACAUAUAUGAUAAAGUACAGUUGUUACAUAGCCGAUCGAUCGUUGCAAACGUCUGUAAUUAGAAUUUCAGAGAUAAAAGUGGGUUGUGAAUACUGGCCAUUGAUUUUUCAUCACUGUUGUCUGAUAUCUGAUCGCUAACGAUCGAUAAGUUAUCAGUGUACACGUACCUCGUCACUUUCAUACAUUUUUAAGGUUCAUCAUGAAUGCAUUUAAUAUCAUACAAAUUUUGUUAAAUAUAUUGCGAGUUACAUUGCAAGUUCUUUACUACAUCUGCCAGAGCGUGUACUACAACUUCUUCGGAUUAGAAGAAAAGAAUGUGAAUGGUGAGAUUGUUUUGAUAACAGGUGCAGGUCAUGGUAUAGGAAAGGAGUUGGCGAUUCAAUACGCGUGCUUAGGUGCGAAAGUCGUAUGCUUAGACAUAAACAAGCAAGCUAAUGAGCAAACAGCAAAGGAGAUUAAAGAAAUUGGCAAAGAUGCAUAUGCAUAUGAAUGUAACGUGACUAAAAGAGAAGAUGUUUUUGCAGUAGCCAAAAGAGUAAAGGAAGAAGUCGGUGAUGUCACAAUUUUAGUUAACAAUGCCGGCAUAAUGCCAUGCCAUGCUUUUUCAGAUCAUAUGGUUGAUGAAAUCAUACAAAUGUUCAAUAUUAAUGUGUUAGGACACUUUUGGAUGUUGCAAGCAUACUUGCCAAGUAUGAUGAAAAGAAAUUAUGGUCACAUUGUUGCGUUGUCAUCGAUAGCAGGCAUUGUAGGAUUUCCCAAUUUAGUUCCUUAUUCCGCUACAAAACAUGCAGUUCUAGGUAUGAUGGAAGCGCUUGAGGACGAAUUACAUAUAUCUAAUAAGGGAAAAUCUUUAAUCAAAUUCACUACUAUCUGUCCUUAUAUGGUAGAUACAGGACUUUGCAAAAAGCCAAAAAUUAAUAAAAUGUUGGAAAUAUUUUUACAACUAAGCUCACCGAAAGAUGCAGCUGCACAAAUAAUUAAAGCUCAACGACAAAAUAUAAAAAUAAGAUCUAUACCAUCAUUUUGGUUUCCACUCAUAAAACUUAUUAGGAUUUUACCCGAAAAUGCACAAAUUGCUAUAAAAGAUUUCAUUGAUACUGGCCUCGAACCAGGAUAA